Coprinopsis cinerea okayama7#130 is the source of this 1623-nucleotide messenger RNA. RefSeq lists its product as hypothetical. The record is from RefSeq and is a predicted model, not a curated record. NCBI's taxonomy places the organism in Eukaryota, Fungi, Basidiomycota, Agaricomycetes, Agaricales, Psathyrellaceae. The coding region runs from base 1 to 1623 and encodes 540 amino acids. The transcript is spliced from 5 exons.
AUGGGUCGAACCCGGCGAAAACAGGCAGACCCCGUGUCAGAUCAAGACGAGUUCACCAUUGACGAGCUCAAUGCUGUCUCAGACUCGAGCAUUAUAGACAAUGAUGCUCUUGCCGAUGAUACCUCCAACUCACACAACUCAGACAGCAUAGAAAUUACUUUUGUGCUUCCAACCGUCACCGACUUCACGUCACGCGACGAGUUUAUGCAGAUUGUCAAAUCUGCUCAGCUUGCUCUCGGCGACGCCUCCAAGGAAAUACGCGAAUUGAAGAUUCAGAAUACCAAGUUACAGCACGAGAUCAAGACUCUCAAGUCACGCAAAUCUGGCAAAGGCAGCGGCAGCAGCAAAGCCAAGGCCUCUGAAGAUGACGAAAUUGGACGCUGGGCUCGCCAUUUCCUCUACAUGGACGAGCUCAUUGUUGACCCCGCAGCCUUUCUCAAACCCGACCCCGAUAUCGAUCCAUCCGACCCCAACCGCUACCAUUCCGCUUCCUCAAAGGUCCGGGGUCAGACUGCUGAGCUCUAUGAGCGAAUCCCUGAUGAAUUACAUAUCAAAAUUGAGCGCUCACCCCAUUUUCGUGAUACUUUUAUUGACGUGAUGACUGUCCACCGCCGAACCAUAUGGUCGAAUUUCCGAAGAGCUGCUCCACGUAUCUUCGCCUUUCUCAACCCUCCUCCCGGAAUCUACAACGCUUCAAAGCGAGGAAAAGAUCGUGCUACUACCUUUUCCCUCUUCAUUUCCUUUCCCAAUGCAGCCAAAUCGUCAGUUUACCGCCCGUGCAUGUUUGAAUGCCAAACGAAAGACUUUUCCGUUAUCUUCAAGUGCAUCUGGCUUGUCGAGUUCAUCCGUAGCCUCCUUUUUGGUCCGACAUCUCUGUCUGGUCCCGACGGAGAGGUGCAGCCAUUGGCAAACAACAGCAGUGGCAGGAUUUGGAGGAUUGAGCGAGUCACUCCUGGUGUGAUUGCUCUAGCUGUGGUGGCGACAGUUUUUAUUCAUUCACCCGACGAGUCUUGGGACACCGUCGGGCCCCAAUCUGGCAUCAACUAUGAAGAACUGUACAACUUCUGUAAACGGUUUAUUCUCGAGGCGUUGAAGAAACCCCAAAGCGCCCAGCAGAUGCUUGACCUCUUUGAUUGGUAUAACGAGCGUGUUUUUGCUGAUGGGAGUGAGGAGAAGAGCGACAACGGUGAUGAAUUGUCCGAGGCGUUGCAGGCGAUGAAUUUGAACGAGAACGAGAUGUUAGCUCUGCCAACUGAUGGGCCUCAAGAUAUUGGACUCACCGAUGGGGUUGUCGUUCAACAGACCGUGCCUGACCAGCUUCAGCCCACCGACUUCGACCCAGUAUCCUCCUCUCCUGUCCCAGUCAGCCCCAAGACGACCUCCAUUCAGGGCAUCGACGUGCAACCUGGCCCCCAUCGCGAUGUGUCUGGGACAAGUAUGGAAGAUGACUACAUUGCUCCUGCAGCAGUCCUGGAGCCAGUCGCAGUCGAGGAAGCACCAGCAAGAGGCGGAAAGGCCAGUCGACGUGGGCGAGGCGGACGAGGCGGAGGCCAGAAUCGUAAUAGCGUCGAUGCAACCGUUGCGCCAACUCGAAACUUGCGAAAGCGGGCGGCAGGUUCAUGA